This is a messenger RNA of Asparagus officinalis (garden asparagus), 1479 nucleotides long. RefSeq lists its product as uncharacterized. The record is from RefSeq and is a predicted model, not a curated record. The coding region runs from base 1 to 1284 and encodes 427 amino acids. Lineage: Eukaryota; Viridiplantae; Streptophyta; Magnoliopsida; Asparagales; Asparagaceae. The transcript has 4 exons.
AUGACGCGUUCAUUAUUCCUUCGAAUCCAUGACACAAUUGUCGAACAUGACAAGUACUUCGUCCAAAAGAGGAAUGGUGCUGGACAGUCGGGACUAUCUAGCCUUCAAAAGAUUACUGCAGCUAUGCGGAUGCUCACAUAUGGAGCAUCCACUGACGUCAUUGACGACUACGUUCGGAUCGAUAAAAGUACAUCGCUUGAGAGCGUGAAGAGGUUCAUUCGAUCGAUUAUCAACAUCUUUGGGGGGAAUACAUUCGGUCACCGACUAAUAAAGACGUUGCACGCCUGCUUGAGGAAGGUUCACAAUGAGGUUUUCCUGGUAUGCUUGGGAGCAUCGACUGCAUGUACUGGACAUGGAAGAAUUGUCCAACCGCCUGUUAAGAAAGAGGGCCUAAAAGUGGUUGCGACGAGAGAUUUUUAUUCCCUCCGUUUUCCGCCCCCAGCCUCCCCAUUUUGCCCAAAAAACACAAAAAGUGAUCUUUGCAUACAGGAGGGAAGAGAAAAGGGAGAAAAGAUAAGGUUUAUAAUCACCGCCUCCUCUUUCUCCCGCCUCCUUCUCCUUCUCCCGCGCCAAAGAGGAACCCUCUCCCGCCUCCUACUCCUGCCUCCUCCUCGUUCUCCCGUGCCAAAGAGGAGGCCAUGGCAUCGAUCGGUUCUACAAUCCUCCUGCAGUUCGAAGAUAGCUCUAGCAACAGCAGCAGCAAUUGCUUCCGCAGCAGCAAGAGCAGAGGCAGAGGAAUCCUCAGUCAUUGCCUUAGAAGGUGUUGCUUGUGAAUGGUCUGGUGAUCGACGUGGUGCGUGUGGAAGAGGACGAAUCGAUUCGUCCUCGAAAUUGGCGGUGACCUCGUCUUCUAACUCAAAUUCGUCGUCUCUUCUGCCGUCGAUGCCGCCGACUCCUGCCGGCAACUUGGACCGGUUUAUUGUGUCCACAACGCCUGUGGUUCCGGUUCAAUACUGUCACAAGACGAGCGUGAGGAGGUGGAGGAGCUCGGAUAAUGGGGAAUCAUGUCCGUACUUCGAUCUCAAAGAUCUUUGGGAGUCGUUUAAGGAGUGGAGUGUGUAUGGAGCUGGAGUGCCUUUGAUUUUGAAUGGCAAUGGCGUCGCAAUAUAUUGUACAGUAGCUAGAAUAAGGAAAUGGCUGCAAGAAACUCCUGAAGCAUCAAGUAAUGACGAGCCUGUAGUCUUUGAUUCAUCAAUAAUACCCUGGUGGGCAUGGAUCAAAAUAUAUAAUCUUCCUGAAGCUGAACUACUCAAUGGUUGGCUUCUGCAUCUCAUCUUAUGUUGAUUCUUAUUGCAUAUGAUGUGUAAAAAUAAGAAAUGUGAGAAUAGGGGGAAAAAGACUAUUAUUUCAUUUAAUGGUUAAUUGCACAGGUUGGAUCAAUACUAUGAUGAUGGUCUCUUUUGUUUUAGUUUUGAUCGCAGCCUGGUCUCAGCCUUGGUCACAACCUUGGUUUGGUUUGCGACUUGGAUGGCUUUUGUA